Messenger RNA from Sphaeramia orbicularis (orbiculate cardinalfish), 2397 nucleotides. RefSeq names its product eukaryotic translation initiation factor 2B, subunit 5 epsilon (gene eif2b5). Bases 75 to 2186 code for a protein of 703 amino acids. Gene Ontology annotation, biological process: biosynthetic process. Gene Ontology annotation, cellular component: eukaryotic translation initiation factor 2B complex. The record is from RefSeq and is a predicted model, not a curated record. NCBI's taxonomy places the organism in Eukaryota, Metazoa, Chordata, Actinopteri, Kurtiformes, Apogonidae. The transcript is spliced from 16 exons. Gene Ontology annotation, molecular function: translation initiation factor binding; guanyl-nucleotide exchange factor activity; translation initiation factor activity.
GCAUUGACCCUCUGAGCCGCCGUAGCUGUGUCUGAUGACAGAGUUGGUUAGCUGUUAGCUCUGUGGAGUCAAACAUGGCAAGUAAAGGAGGGAAACAGAGUCGUUCGGAUAGAAAAGGUGCCGGUGAGCAGGAGGAAGAGGAGCAGCCGCUUCAGGCUGUUUUAGUCGCUGACAGCUUCAACAGGAGGUUUUUCCCGGUGACCAAAGACCAGCCGCGGGCUUUGCUGCCGCUCGGUAAUGUUUCCAUGAUCGACCACACACUGGAGUUCCUCACAUCCACUGGGGUGCAGGAAACAUUUGUCUUCUGUUGCUGGAUGGCCAGUAAAAUCAAGGAACACUUACUGAACUCAAAGUGGUGUCGUCCCACAUCUCCAAACACAGUCCACAUCAUCACCUCAGAGCUGUACCGCUCACUGGGUGAUGUGCUCAGGGAUGUUGAUGCAAAGUCUCUCGUACGCUCUGACUUCGUGUUGGUCUAUGGAGAUGUGGUGUCAAAUUUUGAUGUCAGUCAGGCGCUGCAAGAACACAGACAUCGUCGGAAGAUGGAGAAAAACAUCUCAGUGAUGACGAUGAUCUUUAAGGAAUCAUCGCCAGGCCACAGAUCUCGCUGUGAGGAAGAUGAUGUUAUUGUUGCUGUGGACAGUAAAAGCCAGCGGGUUUUACAUUAUCAGAAGACGCACGGGCUAAAAAAGCUACAGUUCCCUAUGAACAUUUUCCACAGUGGAAGUGAUGAGUUUGAAAUCAGACAUGACCUGCUGGACUGUCACAUCAGCAUCUGCUCUCCACAGGUUGCUGAACUCUUCACGGACAACUUCGAUUACCAAACUAGGAAUGACUUUGUCAGAGGGAUCCUUGUGAAUGAAGAGAUCCUGGGUAAUCAGAUACACAUGCACGUCACCAAGGACGGUUACGGCGCCCGAGUUUCCAACUUGCUCAUGUAUGACUCGGUGUCUUCGGACUUUGUACGGCGGUGGGUUUACCCACUCACACCAGAGUCCAACUUCGCUGACCAUAAGGGACGGAGCUGCACGUAUUCUCGCCACAACGUGUACCGAGGAUCUGGAGUCAGCCUCGGUCACGGCAGCCAGAUGGAGGAGAACGUCCUGAUCGGCUGUGACACCAGCAUAGGUGCCAACUGUCACAUCUCCAACAGUGUCAUUGGUAACAACUGCACUAUAGGUGACAAUGUAAUUCUGGAUCACGCCUACAUCUGGAAUAAUGUUCACAUUGCCAGUAAUGUGACGAUCAGUCAGUCUGUGGUCUGUGACAAGACUGUCAUCAAAGAGGAUGUAAAACUGAACAAACAAUGUGUCCUGGCAUUUAAUGUGGUUAUUGGACCAAACAUUUCUCUACCUGAAGGCACGGUGGUGUCCAUGCACCAUCCAGAGGAAGAAGAGGAUGAUGACGAUGAGUUCCUCAGUGACGAUGCAGAGGUCGGUCACAGUAAGGACAAAAACAAACAGAAAGUUUUUAACCCAGCUGAAGUUGGACAGGAGGGUAAAGGCUACAUCUGGAAGGCCAGCAGUCUGGACGACACAGAGGAUGAAGAGUUGUCGCAGUGUCUUUGGGGUUUGGUGUUGAAUCCUGAUCCUGAGAGUGAAAGUGAAGCCAGUGAGCCUGAUGGCCCUGAUGAUCCAGUGAUUCCCUCUCCAGAGAUGGAUGAUGUCAAAGUCUUCCAGAUGGAAGUGCUGGGAACUCUGCAGAGGGGUUUGGAGGAGAACAUCGGCUGCGACAAUCUCGUACUCGAAAUCAACUCUCUCAAGUACGCCUACAACAUCACUCUGAAGGAGGUCAUGCAGAUUUUAACCAGAGUGGUGCUGGACUAUCCUUUCCAGCAGCAGGGUUCACAGCUCACCACAUCACAAUAUGUUGCUCUGCUCCUUCCGUUGUUGAAGAAAUGGGCACCUGUGUUUAAGAACUACGUGAAGAGAGCGCAGGACCAUCUGGACUGUCUUUGUGCCUUUGAGGAACACUUCCUGGAACAGGAGAGUCACUGGGCAGCGAUGGUUAAGGUCCUGAUGAACAUGUACCAGCUGGAGAUCCUGGAAGAGGAAAUAAUACUGCGCUGGUUCUCUCAGGGAGCCACGACUGACAAGAGCAGAGCACUGCGCAAGAACCAGGGGCUUCAGAAGUUCAUCCAGUGGCUAGAGGAGGCUGAGGAGUCUUCAGAAGAAGACGGAGAAUGAUGACGAUGAUGACAUUUAGGAGGAGUACUUAAUAAAGGACUAACUGGUGUUUAUGACAGGGUCCAGUUAGUUUUAGCCCGAUGAUCACUAACAACCAUCAGGAUCUGUACAGUUCACAUCCCAUCAAACAGUGCCACGUCAUGUAAGGGCGUGUGGUAUGAAUGUCAAAAUCCAAAUAAAAAAAGAACUCUGACAUGGAAACAUGAAGUCA